AUGCAGUGGCCGGCGCAAGGAAGCGGGAUCACCGUCUUGGCUGAAGGGCUGACCUGGUUGCUGGGCCCGGGUACGGUCCCAACGACGGGAGCAAGAUCAGAUCUGAGGAAUGAAGCCAAUGGAUGGAUUCUGAUGGAGUGGAAUAUUCUCCAUCACCUCGUCGGGGGGAUCCUCCUGGAUUUCUGCAGACCAUCCAUCCCGCAGAUCGGACUGUGA
Molecule: messenger RNA, 216 nt
Organism: Penicillium oxalicum
Lineage: Eukaryota; Fungi; Ascomycota; Eurotiomycetes; Eurotiales; Aspergillaceae
Exons: 1
Coding region: 1-216 (71 amino acids)
Source: RefSeq, a predicted model, not a curated record